GGUCAAACAAACAACAGGCAGUUGAUCUAAAAGUUUGAAAGUCGACUCAAAAUGGAGCAUAAAGAUAAAAUUAAGCGUCUUCAGGCUAAAUAAGAUUUAGAUGACUGGUAGUCCUGUCAUUCAUGAUAGUCGCAUUAAUCAAAAUGGUAAGUUGUUUCAUUCUCUUCCCAACGCCAGAGCGGGCGUUUCAGAGGUUUUCUUGGUUGUCAUUUUCUACCGGUUGCUGCUUAGGGGUCCAAAGAUGUCAACACCUGCUCAAAGACGACUUCUUCGUGAUUUGAAACGCCUUCAAUCUGACCCACCUCCAGGCAUAUGUGGUUCCCCGGUUGAAGAUAACGUAAUGGUAUGGAAUGCUGUUAUAUUUGGACCUGAUGAUACGGCUUUUGAGGAUGGAACUUUCAAACUUCGGCUAGACUUCACGGAAGAUUAUCCAAACAAGCCCCCGCGUGUUGUUUUCACAUCUAAAAUGUUUCAUCCGAAUGUUUAUACUGACGGUAGCAUAUGUUUAGACAUCCUUUCCAAUGCUUGGAGUCCAACAUACGAUGUAUUGGCUAUACUGACUUCUAUCCAGUCUUUGUUGGAUGAACCGAAUCCGAACUCACCAGCUAAUAGCAUGGCAGCUCAGUUGUAUGUGGAGAACAGACGAGAAUAUGAAAAGCGUGUUCGUGCUUGCGUGGAAGAGAGUUGGUACGAAGAGGAUGUUUGAAACGAACAUACUAACUCAUAGUAGUCACAGUAAUUUGUUCUGUACAUAACUAUUUUUUGUACAAUUCUCUAAACUGGCAUUUAGUUGUUGUUUCACGUCGUUCACACAUUUUCAUUUCUUGUGGUUGGAUGCGCCUUCAGAAACUUAUCAUUUUACUUAAGUAUAACCUUUCUGCCUGUGAUUUAAAGACUCAUAGCUGCUUGUUUUAAAAGUCGAGUCAAUAAAAUUUAUUCAACCA
Trichobilharzia szidati is the source of this 944-nucleotide messenger RNA. NCBI's taxonomy places the organism in Eukaryota, Metazoa, Platyhelminthes, Trematoda, Strigeidida, Schistosomatidae. The record is from the annotation of a GenBank genome assembly.